Saccoglossus kowalevskii is the source of this 558-nucleotide messenger RNA. RefSeq names its product melanopsin-like. Gene Ontology annotation, biological process: G protein-coupled receptor signaling pathway. NCBI's taxonomy places the organism in Eukaryota, Metazoa, Hemichordata, Enteropneusta, Harrimaniidae. Gene Ontology annotation, cellular component: membrane. Gene Ontology annotation, molecular function: G protein-coupled receptor activity. The record is from RefSeq and is a predicted model, not a curated record.
AUGGUAUUGGCGAGCCCUCCAUUAGCUGGCUGGUCUGUAUACUCAUAUCUACCCGGACAGUCGUUCUGUUUCUGCUCCUGGAAGAGUAGUGAAUCCUACACGUUCUUUAUGGUGGGUGUUUGUUUCGGCGGACCCUGCUCUGUGAUGGCUUUCUGCUAUGUCCAGAUAAUGCGGGAAGUCCGUAGAAGUCGUCGGCGAAUUUCAAGCGAAGAUCCCAGCUCUGAUGAUGAUAUUCAGUUGAAAGUUUCGACAAUAGCGGGCGCUGUAUACUCCCAUAAAAUCUCGAUUGCCCAAAGAAAGCGCCGUCAACGCAGGCAUGAAGAAGAUGUGAAGUUGACAUUCUCCUUUCUCGUAGUUAUAACGUUGUUUGUGAUAUCAUGGAUGCCAUUUUGUGCCACAAUGUUCUGGAGUAUCUACUCCUCAACGCCAGUUCCAAGACCGAUUGACAUGGCAACACUUUUGCUAGGGUAUUUUAACAGUUGUUGUAAUCCAAUUGUGUAUGGACUAAUGAACAAGCGCUAUCGGUGGGGAUAUAAGCGCUUAUUUAAGAACUGUUGA